ACUCGAUUUUUGUAGGCGGUGAAUUGGUCACUGCUCACUAGCAUCGGGGUGCACACAAGCCCUAUUUAACCGUUGUUGCGGGUACUUAUCCUCGCUUACCGUGAAUAUGCCCCAUCGUCAGCCAAAACAGAAUCUGCUUUUACUUAUCUUGUUGUAAAAGAUCAAAACAGCUCUUAUUGUAAAAGAUCUACAAAAUUCCUUCAAGGAAAAAGAAAACAAAGAAAAGGAUUCAGUUUCAGGAGUGAUUGCUAAUCACAACAAGAUCAUGGGAAAACUAGAAUUACCAGCAGGGUAUAAGUUUCUCCCAACGGAUGAACAACUGAUAAUACAUUACUUACUACCUAAAGUUGAAGGGCGGACUUUAAAUUGUUAUGAUUACAUUUUCGAUGUGAAUAACAUUUAUGAUUACAAAGAUCCUUCUGAGUGAUUUGAUGAGAUAUUACAAAACAGUAACGGUCAAGAUACGAGUAAUGGUGAAACCAAUGAUCAAAUUCUUUAUUUCUUUUCAACAUUAAAGCCAUUGACAACCUUCAAGAAGUCCGGAAGGAAGAAAAGAGCUGUAGAAAAUGGUACAUGGUCUGGAGACACACCUCCUGCUAACAUUUUCUCUCCCGCCACUGAAAAUGUUAUAGGAUGUAAAAGAUAUUUUACUUUUACAUGGAAAGAUAAUCCGGUUACUAAUGCGAAAAGAAGAAAGACGGAUUCUUCAGCAUCAGGAAGGUGGGCUAUGCAUGAGUAUUCACUUCUUGAUUCUUUUUACCAGGAUAACAACAAGAAGGAGUAUGUAAUCUGUCGUAUAAAACGGAUUAAAAGAGGCAAAAGAAGUUUUGCGAGUAUUGCGCCACAACUCCAACCACAGUCAGUAGUACCCUUGGUUAGUAAGAAACCAUCGCCACCAGUACCGGUACCAGGACAGUCCUCAUCACUACCAGCAACAUCUAUAUAUGAAACAGGGUCAUCAUCGUCAACACAAUCAUCUGUCUAUGAAGUAGGGUCAUCACCGUCAGCACCGUCAUCAACAAAUAUGGAACCCCUGAUUCUCAUGAGAGGAAUUCACUGUGACAUGAAUGGGUUCAACUACUCAUCAGCAAAAAUGGAACCCCUGAUUCUAAUGAGAGGAAUUCACUGUGACAUGAACGGGUUCAACUACUCAGCAGCAAACAUGGCACCAUCCAUCGACAAAGUACAACCACAACCUUUGAAUUGUUCUAAAGCAGGGUUGUCGUCAUCACAGUCAUCAGGGAGUAUAGUGCAGCAGCCUACUCUGCUUGAAGAAUUUCGGUGUGGUAUGGAAAUGUUUGAUCACUCAUCAAAGAAUGUAACACCAGGAAUAAGCAAUUUCUUUCACAUUGCCGACAACUACUCCACAGAUGAUGAGUUCGCCCUCCUCCUAAAUGAACUCUUGAACUCACCCGAAACCGACAAAGAGUGGGAUGAUGAUAGUAAUUUGAAAUUUGUGGAGCCUGCUGCUGCUAUGCUAUUUAGUCAGCCUAAGAAAGAGGGGUCUGGCGAUGAUAACCUACAGUCAGUGGCGCCAACUGCUAUGCCAUCUCAUCAACUUGGCAAAGAAUGGUCUAAUGAUCAUAACCAACUUGCUAUAGCUGCUAGUGCUGCUGCUGCUGAUAAAGAAAAAUCACCGAUGCCAAUUAGUUCGCAUCUUGCAAUCUCAACCUGAUAUGCUACACAGCUAGCCGAGCAACUGUCACAGCUGACUGCGCAUAGGUAAUACUGAUUUACUGUUGCCUGCAGCAAAAACAUUGUACAUUCUGACACUUAGACGAUCUGUAUGUAUAAUCAGCCCUUGUUAUUCAGCUUAGUUAGAGUAAUAAAACGAUUAAUAUCAAAACCCAAAUUGUUGUUUUGUCUCUUGGUAACUCUUUGUGACUUUGUUAUUUAAAGUUGCCUAAAAUUUCGAAUUUUAGAUGUCA
This is a messenger RNA of Papaver somniferum (opium poppy), 1928 nucleotides long. RefSeq lists its product as uncharacterized. Lineage: Eukaryota; Viridiplantae; Streptophyta; Magnoliopsida; Ranunculales; Papaveraceae. The transcript has 3 exons. Bases 728 to 1675 code for a protein of 315 amino acids. The record is from RefSeq and is a predicted model, not a curated record.